This is a messenger RNA of Schistocerca cancellata (South American locust), 525 nucleotides long. Its product is annotated as monocarboxylate transporter 13-like. The coding region runs from base 6 to 446 and encodes 146 amino acids. Gene Ontology annotation, molecular function: transmembrane transporter activity. The transcript has 3 exons. The record is from RefSeq and is a predicted model, not a curated record. NCBI's taxonomy places the organism in Eukaryota, Metazoa, Arthropoda, Insecta, Orthoptera, Acrididae. Gene Ontology annotation, biological process: transmembrane transport.
UGGGCAUGGCCGACCUGGCAGGCCGCUUCAGCCUGGCCGUGAUCGGCGCCUGCUGUUCCCCCAGCAACAGGCUCAUCUUCCUCUGCAGCGCCGCCGCCUCUGUCCUCCUGCGAACGUCGUACAUCUUCGUCAGUAACUUCACUGCCGUGGUCGUGCUGUCGGCGCUGCUGGGGUUCUGCAAGUGCUUCAUGCUGGCAGUCAGUCCGCUGGUCAUCGCAGACGCCUGCGCUCCAGAGAGGUUCCCUGCCGCCUUUGGACUUCAGACUGUCAUGGGCGGCGUCUUGAACAUGGCGUUCGGACCUGCUAUUGGAAAACUGAGAGACGUCACUGGCAGCUACGCCGCGUGUUUCCUCGCGCUCAUGGUCCUCGGCCUGCUGUGUGUAGUGCCGUGGACGAUAGAGAUGGUGGUCACUGCACUCAGAAGUCGAAAGAAGCCGCUCGCUUAACGUCAUAUUUAUUGAAGCCUGUGAGCAGAACGACACAGAAAAGUGUGUCACUGCAGGAAGCGGAGAUCUUUCGAUAGCG